AUGGAUGGCAGCAACGGUGGGGAGAACGUGUCGGACUUAACCCCGGCACCUGGAACCUCUCCCGCCGCAGCAAUGAAUCCCGAAUCCGGGGCUCUGCGUGCUCUUCCCGGACCCAGUGGAGCCGCCGGCGCCACCAGGCGUCCGGUGGUGACCCCGGAGAUGGGCUGCUACUGCUUCGCCGUCCUCCACUGUCACCUCCAUGGCUUCCCUCAGCCGCCGCGUCCCGGAUUCACCGACGACCCCUUCCCGCUCUUUGUGACCUGGAAGGCGGGGCGGGACCAGCAGCUUCGCGGCUGCAUGGGCACCUUCUCAGCCCUGAGCCUCCACGCGGGACUCAGGGGCUACGCGCUCAUCAGCGCCCUCAGGGACAGCCGGUUCCCCCCGCUGACCCCGCAGGAGCUGCCUACACUCUCCUGCUCCGUCUCCCUCCUCACUGACUUUGAGGAAGCCAGGGAUUACCUGGACUGGGAGGUGGGCGUCCACGGGAUUCUCAUGGAGUUCGUGGACGAGAAGGGUGUCCAAGGCACAGCCACAUAUCUGCCGGAGGUUGCCAAGGGCCAAGGCUGGGACCACGUCCAGACAAUAGACUCCCUGCUCAGGAAAGGCGGUUUUGAGGGCCCGAUUACCAGCGAACUCCGAGAAACCCUCAGACUCACCAGGUACCGCAGCGAGAAGGUGACGGUCCGUUAUGCGGAGUAUGUCGCGUCUGUCUCGUCCCGCCCCGCUGCAAUCAUGACUCUUGACUCCUGGUGGCAUGACCAGAGCCACCCCCCCAAGGCCACCCAGGGCUGUGACAUCAUUGGAUCACUCGCCUCCUCUUACCGGUCCAGUGACUUCCAUUACUGCACCAUUCUCUAA
Pipistrellus nathusii (Nathusius's pipistrelle) is the source of this 858-nucleotide messenger RNA. NCBI's taxonomy places the organism in Eukaryota, Metazoa, Chordata, Mammalia, Chiroptera, Vespertilionidae. The record is from the annotation of a GenBank genome assembly.